UGUUUUCUCAUUUAGCUCAUUUAUCAUCACACGUUUGAUUACAAUUCAUCAGUUUUUUUAAACAAAAAUAAAUUUUAAAAUUCAUCACAUAAACAAGAUCAUAGAUAUAUUCAUAAGAACUGAUAUUAAUAAAUAUUCUAUUCACGAAUAUUUUUGUUUAAUAUUAUUAUUUAAUAUUAAGAACAAAUGUUUCUCUAUGACUGGAUCUUCAAUGCCCUAGGCUAUCUUGGUUUAUGGAAAAAAAGUGGCAAAUUAUUAUUUCUUGGUUUGGAUAAUGCUGGAAAAACAACACUUCUUCAUCUGCUCAAAACUGAUAGAUUAAUUCAAGCAAACCCAACACAUCUUCCACAAUGUGAAGAAAUGUCAAUUGGUGACAUGUGUUUUACAACAUAUGAUCUUGGUGGUCACAUUGAGGCUCGAAGAGUUUGGAGAGAUUAUUUUCCAGCAGUUGAUGCUAUUGUAUUUCUAGUUGAUGCAACUGAUAGAUCACGUUUUCCUGCAUCACGUCAUGAGCUUCAUGGUCUUUUGACAGAUGACAAUAUUAGUUCAUGUCCAAUACUCGUUUUGGGCAAUAAAAUUGAUCUAGAAGGUGCAGCAUCUGAAACUGAAAUACUGGACUAUUUUAAUAUUCAUCAUUUAACAACUGGAAAAGGAAAAAUAUCAAGAGAAGAUACACAUAGUCGUCCUUUAGAAUUGUUCAUGUGUUCAUUGAAUAAAAAACAAGGAUAUGGUGAAGGUUUUCGUUGGCUUUCUCAAUAUAUCGAUUAA
Aphidius gifuensis is the source of this 768-nucleotide messenger RNA. Its product is annotated as GTP-binding protein SAR2-like. Lineage: Eukaryota; Metazoa; Arthropoda; Insecta; Hymenoptera; Braconidae. Gene Ontology annotation, molecular function: GTPase activity; GTP binding. Gene Ontology annotation, biological process: intracellular protein transport; vesicle organization; membrane organization. The transcript is spliced from 5 exons. Gene Ontology annotation, cellular component: endoplasmic reticulum exit site; COPII vesicle coat. The record is from RefSeq and is a predicted model, not a curated record. Bases 187 to 768 code for a protein of 193 amino acids.